Messenger RNA from Paramecium primaurelia, 1699 nucleotides. The record is from the annotation of a GenBank genome assembly. NCBI's taxonomy places the organism in Eukaryota, Ciliophora, Oligohymenophorea, Peniculida, Parameciidae.
CAUGUCAAUGCUGAUGAACCUGAAUUAGUAGAUAAAGUAUUUUAAGUUGCAACACUUUAUAGAACUAAAUUUAAAAGAGAUAUCUUUAUUGAUUUGGUAGGUUAUAGAAGAUAUGGACAUAAUGAAUAAGAUUAACCUAAAUUUACUUAACCUAUAAUGUAUGAUAAGAUUGAGAAAACUCCACCUGUUUUUAUUAAAUUUGCUGAAAAAUUGAUUGCUUAAGGAAUUGUAACAAAAACAGAAGUAGAUUAAUUGAUGAAAAAACAUGAGGAUAAUCUAGAAGUAGCAUAUCAAAAAUCAAGAAAAAUGGACUAUAAUUUGAAAGAUUGGUAGCCAGUAUCUUGGGAAAUGAUAAAAGUACCAACUCUUUGGGGUAGAAUAAAAGAUACUGGAGUUCCAGUAACUAUUUUGAAAUAAAUUGGAGAGAAAAUAAAUACAAUUCCAUCUGAUUUUAAUGCUCAUCCAUAAAUUCGUAAGUUUUAUGAAGAAAGACUCAAUUGGAUAUAGAAGGAUCAAGGUGUUGAUUUUGCAACAGCUGAAGCUCUAGCAUUUGGAACAUUACUUCAUGAAGGAUUUAAUGUCAGAUUAUCUGGUGAGGAUGUUCAAAGAGCUACCUUUUCUCAUAGACAUGCUGUUAUUCAUGAUUAAAAAAAUCCAAAUGGUCCUUCUUAUGUACCUUUACAUAAAGUUAUACCAAAAGGUCAAGAAGAUAGAUUAAGCAUUUAUAAUUCUCAUUUAUCAGAAUAUGGAGUAUUAGGAUUUGAAUAUGGAUAUUCUAUUACUAAUCCAAAUACAUUAGUACUUUGGGAAGCUUAGUUUGGUGAUUUUGCUAAUGGAGCAUAAAUUAUUAUUGAUAAUUAUAUUGCAAGUGCUGAAUCUAAAUGGGAUGUUGAUAGUGGAUUAGUUAUGUUAUUACCAAAUGGUAUGGAUGGAUAAGGACCAGAACAUAGUUCAGGAAGAGUUGAAAGAUUUUUAUAAUUAAGUGAUGAUGAUCCUGCUGUUUUUGAAAGAAAUCUAGGAGGUAAUUUAUUAUAAUUAUGUAUCAAGUUCGACUUAAGAGACAAAUGAGAAAUUCAAAUAUGUAAAUUGUUUAAUGUACUACACCUGCUAAUUAUUUCCAUUCUUUAAGAAGAUAGUUAAGAAGAGAUUUCAGAAAACCUCUUAUUGCUAUGACUUCCAAAAGACUUUUAAGACUCUAAGCUGCCAAAUCUAAAUUAAAUGAAUUUUCUGAAUAAGCCAGAUUCUCAUAAAUUUAUGAUGAUCCUUUCCCUGAAUAAAUUAAUUAACCUAAUGAGAUCUAAAGAGUUAUCUUAUGUUCAGGACAAGUUUAUUAUGAUAUUCUUAAAAAAAGAGAGGAUCUAAAAGUUAAAGUAAACUAAUGUUCUUAUUAAGAAUACUGCUAUUGUGAGAAUUGAAUAAUUAGCACCUUUCCCAUACGAAUUCUUAUAGGCUGUUAUCUAAAAGUAUAAGAAAGCUCAUUUCGUUUGGGUUUAAGAAGAACAUCAAAAUUAUGGACCUUGGUCAUUUGUUAGGCCAAGAAUUUAAAGUGUUAUCUCAAAAACCUCAGGCUUAUUACAAUAAUAAGUUCAAUAUGUCGGUAGAAAACCAAGUGGAUCGCCAGCUACUGGAUUCCAUUAACUUCAUGAAAAAGAAGUUCAAGGCUUUUUAACAAAGGCAUUUGAAUUUUGAUACAUCGUUA